Messenger RNA from Colletotrichum navitas, 1003 nucleotides. RefSeq lists its product as uncharacterized. The coding region runs from base 304 to 813 and encodes 169 amino acids. The transcript has a single exon. Lineage: Eukaryota; Fungi; Ascomycota; Sordariomycetes; Glomerellales; Glomerellaceae. The record is from RefSeq and is a predicted model, not a curated record.
AUAAUGAUCUUAUACAAAUCGUUAAAAGAAAAAAGAAAAAGGAAAAAGGAAAAAGAAAAAAGGGAAGAAGAAGAAGAAAAUCAAUUGCAGGCGGCCAAGAAUGCCAAGCUCGGCGAACCUGGCCACUCGUAUUGUCGGUCCAUAUGCUUAGAUGUUUUCUAGCUUUGUGCCGCCUUUUGGGCGACAUCGGCUUCUUGACGUGCAUUGGAGCCUCGAUCCCGAUACAACGGUAAUGGCCGGACGGUACGCCGGGCACCUCGACCAAGCAAUCGGUCCCAAAGCCACGUUGUGUCGUGUUGUGUCAUGCAAACCGGCACAGAAACGUGCCCUCUGCACCAGAGCAGCUUGUCAGAGACCAACGGCCGUGGCGUCUGUUUGGUGCACAGCGGUCUGUCUCCAGGGAUACAAAUCGCUGGGAAGAGGUUUUCGUUCACGCCACAGCCGUUUGGGCUCCGCAAGACUCCGUCCGCAUCCUGCUGUUUGGUCGAAGCCUGUCGUAUCCAUGCCAUGGCGGCAAACCACGGCCUAUUGGACUGGGAGAUGAGCGCUGCUGAUCCCGACCCUAACUUAAUGGCUCCCGCUUGCUAUGUAGGAAGGUCAUUGGACGGGUUUCCCCACGCUGCCCUCGUCGUUUUCCUCGUCUUGUCUGCUCCGCUGCUCGGCUCUCACACACCACACAAGCCUGCCGGGACCGGUGUUUUUGUUUCUUCUUCUUCGUCUUCUUCUUCUUCUUCUUCUUCCUCCUUUCUUCUCCGGAGCAGCAUCGUGUUGUUGUCAGAAGACGGACGCAUCUCAUCCCGCACUUGGCAUUAAUUGGUCGCCAUCCAGCGGGGUAAACCCCCCCGGUCGAUACAUCGGCCCUAUCCAUAAUCAAGCCUUCCCAUUCUCCCCAUCCGCCCCCUAGCGCCUGUAUUUCCCCCUCCCACAAGUUUUGACGGGACAAACUGCGGGAUCCCCUCGGGGAAGUUUGGCACCCUAAAAAAGCUGGGGAGCUCCUGUCCCA